Rhipicephalus microplus (southern cattle tick) is the source of this 7821-nucleotide messenger RNA. It is a transcript of the gene Ipk1, whose product is annotated as Inositol phosphate kinase 1. Gene Ontology annotation, cellular component: nucleus. Lineage: Eukaryota; Metazoa; Arthropoda; Arachnida; Ixodida; Ixodidae. The record is from RefSeq and is a predicted model, not a curated record. Gene Ontology annotation, molecular function: inositol-1,3,4,5,6-pentakisphosphate 2-kinase activity; ATP binding. Gene Ontology annotation, biological process: inositol phosphate biosynthetic process.
AUAUGGCGACUCCAACGGGGAGGGACCGGUCGGGUUGCGAUCCUGCCGAGAAAUUGCUCAUUUCGCCCGAAAACUGCGCCUUCCGGGGUGAAGGGAACGCCAACAUCGUCGUAACGCUAAAAAACGAGGACAGAGUUCUUCGGCUUCGUAAGAGUGCCACAUUCACGGAGGACACGAUAUCACUCUUAGGAGAGAGUCUACAGAAAUGCCAUAUGGAGGCAGACUUUAUUGAGAAUGUCAUGAAACCUCUUUUCGGAAGUCGGUUCGUCCAUCCACCGGUUCUCGUUCGAUUGACUGCUGAAAAUGUGAGGCUCAUCAAUAGGGCUGUGCACUUCGAAAGACCACUGCACAGGUUAAAAAAGAAUGUCAAGGAAGUUGCCUCUGUGGGGCUCUUGUUUCCUGACCACUGCACUUUGCCGAGCCACCUCCGAAAAUAUGCUGAAGGUCCUGUGAUCUCCAUUGAAAUUAAGCCAAAGCAGGGAUUCCUGCCUAGUCCUCAUGAUCUCCCCUUCGAGCACAAGCUUCGGUCAUCGGUCUGCAGAUUUCACCUUUCCCAGACAUCCAAGGUCAGCAAAGGGCGUAUAUCAUCAGUCAGCAUGUACUGCCCUCUGGAUCUCUUCAGUGGGUGUCCAAAGCGAAUGAAAAGUGCUCUGAGGGAGCUCCUCUACCACCCACAAAAUAAUCUCAGGGUCUUUAAGAACAAGAAACUUGUGUUUAGUGAAGAAUCAAGAGCCAACCUAGAAGAUGCACUGAAGGAUUUCUUUCUCGAGUCGAGUCUAGUCAGUCGAGAAGACAACUUGUGCCACCUGGUCAUGAAAAUUUUGCGGCACUCGUAUCUUGAAACUGGGGCGGUCAGUGCAACCUCUGGUGUCGGUGACGUCGUCGUGCCGCAGUCCUGCCCGUCUUCACAUCCGUGCACUUGCACAACUAGAAUGAAGGCCGACCACCGGCUUCCUCGUGGGUGUAUCUUGGAGCGAGUGCUGCAGGCUCAGCGGCUGGGUUCCAUCGACGUCUCUACAGCCUAUCCACUAUACCUCAGUCUAAAGGACACACUCCACUGUGCCGGAGAGAAACCACCUCUGCUUGAGUACUUGAAGGACGGCUACCCCGCGUCAUCUCUGCCCAAAGCUGUGGGCUGUCAUGACCGCCAGAACUACGAGACUGACCACACAUUCGCCUGCCGCAAGAUCUGGGAGUUCCUAGUGGCACUAACAGCCCGUGACUGCUCAAUCAUGCUGUCUCUGCAGAGGUUGUCAUCUCAGGCUAAGGUUCACACUUGGGAAGAGGAGUAUGUUGUGGAAGAUGCCUAUGGACAGGCUUUUCUCUUCUCUCUAGCUGUUGUAGACUUAGAUCCUAAGUCUGUCGACAAGCUCGAGAAGGUCUACUUUGACGACUGCAGCAUGAUUAGGACUGCCUGUGCAUGACCAUUGGAAGGCCCAGUGAAGUCAGGCAUGCAAGUCAACAGUUCUCACCAUCAUAGGUGAUGUUCUGUGCUGUAGGCAUGAAUGAGCAUUUUGAAUGGUGGAAAGGUUGUGCUUGAAUACUCCGUAAAGCACGCAAGACAAUCAAGGUUUUAAUCGGAUCUUAUCAAUGUAAAUUUUUAUUCUCCUUCAUGCCGGCAGAUUUGCCUCCUCCUAUCUUUUCUUAAGCCGUUUUAAGGUUCAAAAUAUUAGCUGCCAUCAGAAAAUGUGCUUUUUUUGGAUAAAAUUUUCACAUGUAUAGCCAUUGCACCAUCUCCAUGGUGAUGUGAAAGAUUGUGCUAUAUGUAUGAAACAUAUGCCAUCUAAUAAGAAUGUCUGUUGCUCGGCUCUAGCCAUGGUUUAGAAGCCUUUGCUUUUGUCAGAAUGACGUUUGCCAUGUGCGGAAGUUGCUGAUAUGUCGAGUUUGUUCGCAUUUUUUUUCAGCUAACCUUUAAAAAAUGUUUGCCCUAAAUGACAUGGUGAAGGCAGAUCCUUUAUUAUAGGGAUACUGAACGAAAUUUUUGCUGCCAAGAUUUUCAGCCACAUCAAAAAACUGGGUGCUGAAAUCAAUAGACAGAACCUUUAUUUAUGCUGAAACUAGAGGGAAAUAAUAAAUUUAUUGAGUUUUAUCACAAACUGCAGCAUCUAGCAGUCGUGCUGUGAACUAGAGGAGGUGACAUUUGGUAGCGUUUAAUGCUCCGGAAACUGGCAUGCCAACAGUGCGAGCCGCUUGUGACAUCUCUGUCUGCUUGGCCUCCUCCAUGGUUUCUAGAGCCAGAACAAUUGGCACUAGCAGCAAACAAUGCUCCCUGUUGGGGUAGAGAUUCUAAUUAAUGGGCCAUGCCACAGAAUUUUUGUGGAAGGGGGACAUAGAAAAAGGGAACUGGCAGGACAGGAAAACGGGACACCCUGCAUCCUCCACGGUGGCUCCCCUGUCACAGCUCUAGCUGGCGUGCAGCUGCCGUGCGCCGAAAAUCUUCCGAUAUUGCCGCCAACUGUUCGAAAAUAUGUUAAUUAAACUGUUUAUCAGGGCAGUCCCAUCUUCAGAGUAGAAUUUUAAUAUUUUUGUCAGUUUUUUUAAUUUUUGUUCAGUAUCUCUUUAAAAAUCAUGCCUCUUUAUCUACCUUCUGAAUGUUAUGUUCAUCUCUAGUCGUUAAACUGAUUAUAUUUCAGUAGGCUACUGAGUGCCUUAAUAGUGGCACUGAAAUGAUCAAUUUUGACUAAUGAGGUAUUGCUUCAAAGAUAUUUUUGUGCUGAUUUGGCGGUAAGAGGGUGAUUAGUAGAUGAUACAAAAAUCCAACUUCAUUCCUUAAUAUACAGUGUAAAAAAAAAAAGAAAUCCAGCACCAGAAUGUCAAUUGUGUUAUCUUGAAUUUCAAGUUUUAGCUUCUCGUAUAUGUAGUUGGCCCGUUGUGGCAGAGCUAGUUGUCAGAGAUUUCUAAGUAAGACUCCACAUCCUAGUCCUUUUUAAGUCAGCGUAGUCCAUCUUUAGUGAAUAAUAAAUAAACUAAGCCUGGGAGGAAGCUUCAAAGUAAGUGCCGUCACAGUGAACUGUCGUGAGAAUUCGAUGGCAGUGUCGCACUUGGUCUCAUUUUUUAAUGUUCCAUCGCUUGCUGUCCUUCUUUGUACCUUAGAGCUGAAGUUUUUUUCUUUUGUUUUAAUGCCUUUAAGGCAUCCUGGAAAGUCACCCGAAGUCUGCAGUUCUGAUUGACAAUGUCAAAAAAAAGCGUUUUGUUUUACGUUCUUCCUAAAUGCUCUAACCUCAGUGGCGUUUCCCAACUUUUGAAGAUUUUUUUUUUUUUUGCUGUAAGCAUAAAUGUACAUGUUGCCUUUCUUUAGUCAUUCCCUGCUUAUUUGUGUAUGAUUGAUGUUUUCUCGAAACAUCACAAAAUCUCAAUAUCAGUAUUGUGAAGGGAAGUUUUUUUUCUGUACAUAGUUCUACAUUACUUGCAAUGUUCAGGACAGAAGCAUGUUAACUGCACACACUCAAAAAGGACAUCAUUCUAUAAAGGAGCUUAGGGCUAGGUCUAUUUUUACCGAUACAAGAAUGUGAAAAAGGUGUAAACAUCUUUUUUUUAGUAAUUGCAGUGCAUUUAAUUAUGUUCAACUGUACUCUCUUAGCUAUACAAAUUAGAAAUAGAGUAGUACGAGUUGGGCUUUAAAUAUUUUACUAGAUUCUGCCAAAAAUUUGUAAAUUAGCAUGAUGUUCUGAAUAUUGCUACUCCUUGUAACAGAAACAGUGGAAUUUUUUAAAGCAGCAAUAUUACUGUGAAGUUUACAUAGAUGUUGUACUUAUUUGCCAGAGUAGUGUUCGCGUAUCACAUCUUAAGGGGGGACAUGGCUAUGAAAAUUAUCCUUAUUAUUUAUCAAGCCAAAGGGACGAGAUUCGGCAUGCAGAUGUCAUUUGUUGUCCUGAUUUUAAAACUGAAAUCGGUUUCAAUUUAUCAAAUACUACCUUUUAGUUACAACACUUACUCUCACUGUCAUCCUGAAAUUAAUUAGCUAAUUAGACAUUGGUUUAUUUUUAAUAUUUAAGUAAGCACACAAAUUUUUUUUUAAUGUCCUGGACAUAUUGUCUCACCAACAACUUUUACAAAAAGCCAAUAACAAAAGUCUGUAUGAUGUGCACACAAAUAUAGACAGCUUUACAGCACUCAGCAAUGUCUGAGAAUCUAAACGCAGGAAACGGAAUGGCUAUAGCUUAAUUUGUUGUGAAAUGGCACUGGGAUGACUGACAGCAACUGCUCAAAAAAUGAAAGCUGAGAAAAUGGAGCUCAAAGAAAUUGGAGCUAGAAGCGGAUAAAACGGAACUCGGGAGGCAUUUCUUCGAGAAGCACUUCUCAUUUGAGAAAUGCAUCUUUGUGGCUAUCUUGAGCUUUAAUCUGUCCUCUUUAUGAUGAUGCCAAUAUAGUCGCACUGUGCCAAGGGAAAGCUUCAAAUUUGCAUUUUGCUAUGCCUCAUUUUCACAUUGAUUUUGAUAACAGCCCACCAGUAUUUGUUUUUCAACUUCUACUACUUAUCUUGGUCUAAAAUCACCCUACGAUGUAAAACGCGGUCUCAGAAUUACAGAAGAAAAGUAAUUGAUGAACUGAACAUUUUGACCAAAUUUUCAAUUCCCAUUCCCACGUCUCCCCUUAAUGCAGUUUACAGUACUGUGUUAUGUGCUUUCGACGUCGAGUUGCAGUAAGAAUUCUAACAAGCACAAAUAAGCACCCAAUUCCUAUCAACCAAUCAAAUUUAACUUAAUCCUUUUUAUGCUGGAAUGGUCUGAACUGUUCAAGUGGUUGCUAAUUGUAACAAUUUAUUGUACUCCACUUCUCUCCAAGGUCCCGAAGAAGUGCUUUCUCUUAUAUCAGUGAAAGGUCUGUUUGAUGACUGCAUUGUGGUUUUGGCAUAUGCAACCUAAUAUUUAGUCUUUUUUCUAAAUGAAACUUGCAAACAUCUUCCUACUCCCACCCCACCCCCACGCAGACAUGGACACAUUUUUUUAGACAUAGACCAUUUCUUAGUAUGGGUCAUUGUGUAUUGUUUGCCACUCUGUGUAGUGAACUUGAAAUGAUUUACACCUUUUUGUCCAGAUGAGCUUUGUAUUUCUUUUCGUACAGUAAUCCAAGCUUUUCUUUUUCAGUUCGUGAUACAAUACUGGCACCCUUAUCAUGCAUUUAUUCGUGGUUUGUUGAAAAUGUUCUUUUGUCAUACACAUGAUCUCACAGGCAGCGUGAUUCUGCCUAUAAAGCAGAAAAGUGAUUCACUUGUCGAUGCUGCAAUUGAAAUAAGUCGUUUCUUAUUUCUACCUCAUGCAGACGUUCCUUCAAGUUCUGAGCCACUUGGCUUCUUUGCGUCUGUACUUUGGCUCAUACGCAAGCAAACAAAAAGGAAUGGCGGCUUGCGUGUAGUUGCCUCAGGGUGUAAUAGUAAUACUACUCUCAAGUAAUACUACUCUAGUAAUGUAAUACUACUCUCAAACUUUAUUAUAAAGAAGUUGCAUCUUAUAUGAAAAUAAGUUUAUAUUCAAACAUUCGUUAAAAAGUAAUGUUCCCAAUACUAUUACAAGACUAUUCUUCUUUUGUUUCAUUAUAAUUGAUAUUUUGUUGUGUCUCGGUUUGUUAUAUCAAGGUUUGAGUGUACAUACAGCCGAUCCAAGUAAGAAUUUUAAACUGGACUUUUUAAAACCAGUUGUCAACUACCCACGACAUAAGUUGUCUUUUAAAAGGUUUGUUAUCAAUUUCUCAAUUUUUCAAUUGCUCUUUUUCAACUUUAGUCCACUGGUUAACCUAAGGCCACUGCAAGGUGGGGUUGCAUGGUCUCAGUUUAAGUGUGUGAUUGAAUUUUAGAACUUGUUGGUGCAGAUAGAAAACUUUUUGACUCUGUAAGUGAAUGAUCGCUAUGAAAACGUCAGACAAGGGCAGGCUUAGUCCUUUUCUCAUGUUCUCUUCGCAGUCGUUUGCUCAUGCUCUUAAAAAAAUGCUUGCUGUGCGAUUGUUGGGCUAGUGUCUUUCAUAUUGACUUAGCAAUGCACUGGCAAGGAAUCUUGAGAAGAAUUAGCUGUGACAGAGUUUAGUGCAGUUACUUGUACAUUUCAAACAAUGUUUCCUAUAAUGGUGCACUAAGGGCAUUUUGCUAUGCACUAAACUGCUGUCGUGCAUUUAUUUGUCGAGCUUAAAAAGUAGGUCAUGGGUUUGAUUGUUGGUUACAGCCAGUGUUUUGAGGGUGGUAUGGUGUAUCAUCACGAUGAACAUUAACGUGCCAAAGCAAGGCGGCUCACGUCAAGGCUGCCUGGAUGGCUAGAAGUAGUCUUUGGCAUCAUUCGUGCCAGAUUCUAAGUAGGACAACCUAAAGGUGAUAGCAGUACAUGUGCUAAAAAUCUUUUUCGAAAGAGCAGUCUUUCUUGGCCUUUAAUAAAAAAUAGUUCACCAUGGCUACUGUUCAGUUGUUGAAGGGACACUAAAGAGAGACAUUUUUUUACAUAUUCGUAAAUUACAAUUUUACUAUUCCAAAAAUACCACUUUUAUCUUGAGACUAUGGUUCGUAAGCAAGCAAAUACACAAAAAGAAAAUGCAGGUGGAGACGCCACAUUGAAGUGAGUUUUCUCACCUAACACUGUGAUGUAUGUCUUGAUGGUACUGUAUGCGCUAGGUCCUGCAUAGUUUGCAAUUGAUAAUAAUGAAUUAAAAAAUAAAAGGGGCUACUAACUUAACAUGCCACUUUUCACAAAAGUUCAUUUCCCCCGAUGUCACCAAAACAUGAAAAAUGGAUUUUGAAAUCCGCAUGUCGAGCGUGGAGAUUAUGGUGCAAAAUUUAAAAAUCAAACGUGAACUUCUCCUGUAAUAAUGAACACAUGAAUGACAUUACCUUCUGAGAGUACUUGUCAAUCUAAACGCACUUGUUCUCACACAUUGGUGUCCCUUUAAUGGCCGCAUGUGUCAAAAUGUCAUGGGACUGAGCCAUAUGUCUUUGCGACUACUGCAGUUUCCCUGUAUCGCAUUUCACUCCAUAUGCUGUCUUUUUCGAAAGUUUUGAAGGCACUGCCUGCAUCAGUCUGCCACACUGCGUGCUACAGUUAUACAUUUAAAAUGUUUACUAGCAAUUUCGGGAGUUCCGGGAGUGCGAGUGGCUCUUUAUUCUUUUGGAACUCAGAGCGUAAGAUGCCUCACGAAGGCUCUGCGAAAGGCCGGGCUAGACAGAUUGUCAUCAUCAGUGUGGUGUUGAAACUUUUGACAAAGGCUACAUUUUUUGGAGUGUAAGCAUUUCGUAUGCUUUGCAGUCGCAAGAGCAUUAGCAUCAUUAGCUGGUUUUUGUGUGUCCUGCUGUCUGGAUUUUUCAGUGCUUAUUUACUUUGUAAUUUAUUGUUUUAAGCCUGCCUUUCUGAUGGCUUUUUGACAUGUGCUUUGCAUUUUUAAUGAACUUGCUGUGCUAAUUGGCAGAAGUUCUAGCAGCUUUAACUUGCGUACAUUGAAAGUCUGCUUAUUUUUUAUUAUGAGCACUUUUGCCUUAGGAAUUUCGAGUUCUAUUCUUGUCUUUGGACAGUGAAUGUUAUUUCAAUAAAGAAAGUGUCUCUCAACUGGGUCUAUCCCAGGGAUAUGGGACCACUAGUGAAUAUAUUAGAAUGAAUCUGCUGCUUACCAAUGAAGUGUGUCUUAUUUUGUGGAGUACAAACGAGAAAAUGCAGCACGGUUUUCAGCAAGUCAGACGUGACGUAUAAUUCAAGUAAUAUUGUCAUGGUUAUUGGUCCUAGUCGUUGAACAUGAUGUAUCUAUGUGCUGAAGUAUUAUUAUGGCAUCUGUGAUCGUCGUCACCACAUGAUUGUGAUCCCGAGAAUACUUGUUGUGUCACUGUAAAAUAAAGUUACGACAUGCCGAUAA